Molecule: messenger RNA, 345 nt
Organism: Serpula lacrymans var. lacrymans S7.9
Lineage: Eukaryota; Fungi; Basidiomycota; Agaricomycetes; Boletales; Serpulaceae
Exons: 3
Coding region: 82-345 (87 amino acids)
Source: RefSeq, a predicted model, not a curated record
GAGCUUCAAGUAUCCACUUCCUUCACAUUUCGUCCCCAAUUUCCUCCACUAUCUACUAAGACUACUGCUCUCCUCUACUCAAUGGGUCAAACAUCAUCAUCAUCAUCAUUGCAAUAUGAAUGUGGUGACCCUUCCAAUGGAGGCCCUUCUACUAUGCAACAUCAUAGCCAGGAAUCUGCAUCCGACUGCUUGGACAAUGUUGACGAUUUAAUGGCAGACUCCCUCUUCACACAAGGUUUAUCAAACAUGUCUCAACAUGAUUGUAUGGAACAAACUGAAGCUCUUCAUCAAUACAAAGAUGGUAAAGAUGCUGCUACUUACAUCAGUACCUAUAGACUUUGUUGA